Bombyx mandarina (wild silkworm) is the source of this 1071-nucleotide messenger RNA. It is a transcript of the gene slou, whose product is annotated as homeodomain transcription factor slouch. The record is from RefSeq and is a predicted model, not a curated record. Lineage: Eukaryota; Metazoa; Arthropoda; Insecta; Lepidoptera; Bombycidae.
CGCACCGCGCCUCCCCAACUACGGAUUACAGUGCGAACUCUCGAGGGCUCAUCGUGUCGCGCGUCGUUACCGUUUCGCUAAUUGACCGCUAACUUCAUGUGUGUUGUGAAUGUGUUUGAUGUCAGCGGAUAGACAGUCGCGCUGUGUUCGGGUCAGUGAAAAAAUUGUGAUGAACUCUGAAACCGAACUGUUAAAAUAGACGUUGGUAUGACGAUGCUCGCGAUGGCUCGGGGAUCAGAGGAUCGUAGGGUUGAAGGGCAAGCGGAGAGCGAGCCUGAAGCUGAGGCGAACGGAGAAGUGGACGUCGUGGGGGUGGAAGAGGCCGCGCCUGUCGACUUGACACGACGCUUGGGCCUCACCAGACCUCCGGAGAGACCAACGAUAGCGUUUUCCGUCGAGAACAUUCUAGACCCCAACAAGUUCACGGGAAGGACGGAGGGUACAUUAAGAUAUGACGACCAAUACUGGAGACAGCAGUACGACAGGGAGGACAGUGAUUCAGUCAAAGACCAUCUGCAACACUCUGAUAUCGACGGAGACGAUGUGGAAACCGACGACCAGACAUCGAACAUGGACGACGACAUCCUUACGCAGUCAGACCUCGACGAGAACGGAGAUCCAAAAAGCCCUAACAGUUCCUCCUCGAAGAAAAGCAAGAGUCAAAGCAGGGACGCUAAAGGCGGCACCAAACCGAGGAGAGCCAGAACCGCCUUCACAUACGAGCAACUCGUGUCCUUGGAGAAUAAAUUUAAGACAACCAGAUACUUAUCGGUUUGUGAGAGGCUCAACUUAGCGCUAAGUUUGAGUUUGACCGAGACACAGGUCAAAAUAUGGUUCCAAAACCGUCGAACAAAGUGGAAGAAGCAAAAUCCUGGGAUGGACGUGAAUAGUCCGACUGUCCCGCCCCCUCCAGCUGGAGGGUUCCCUUCGGGUCAUUAUCCUGGGGGGCUAUUAUACUCUCAUGGAGUUCCAUACCCGUUCACAGGCCCUGGGCCCUACGCUCCAUACUUCCACCACCUCGCGGCCAAUCAUCACCACACACAUGGAAGCCUAGGGCAUUCUCACACGUGA